This is a messenger RNA of Neurospora crassa OR74A, 3936 nucleotides long. RefSeq lists its product as uncharacterized. The record is from RefSeq and is a predicted model, not a curated record. NCBI's taxonomy places the organism in Eukaryota, Fungi, Ascomycota, Sordariomycetes, Sordariales, Sordariaceae. Gene Ontology annotation, cellular component: nucleus. Gene Ontology annotation, molecular function: transcription cis-regulatory region binding; zinc ion binding; DNA-binding transcription factor activity, RNA polymerase II-specific. Bases 351 to 1979 code for a protein of 542 amino acids. The transcript is spliced from 9 exons. Gene Ontology annotation, biological process: positive regulation of transcription by RNA polymerase II.
GUCCCCGCUUCUUCAGCCUCCUGGCUUCACCCCCCAUUCCCCUCCCGUCCCUCUCCAAGCCCGAGUCGUAGCCCAGCUGCUCCCCUCCAUGUCCGGUUCUCGGUUCUUGCUUGAACAACUGCCGACUCUGCCGCCGAUCGACCCAGACAACCCAAUCUCCCGGAUCCAACUGCUUGCUGCUCCACAUUGCCAGCUACCUCUACCUACCACUACAUUCAAACAAGUCUCCAACUGCCACUGCCACUAAGACCCCAUCUGACUGUGCAGCCAUCUGAGUGGUCGUAUUGGAUAUACACAUCCAGUCUCCGCCCCCAGCCCAUGUAUCUUAUCACAACUUGCUCGCAGAUUAGAUGCCAUCUUCAGCAAUCUCCCCCAAGCCCCUGUCUACUUUUGGUUGUGAGAACUGUCGCAAGCAGCACCUGAAAUGCGACCGAGUAACGCCCACAUGCGGUAGAUGUCAGAACACAGGCCGUCAGUGCCGCCGGAGUGGUCUCAGGAUUCGACAGUCUCCUCAAUACACCAAAUUCAGCAAGACACAAAAGUGGGUCAGGAUCGAGAGAAGGCUGGAAUUCGUGGAUGAGACCCGGAAGGUUAUCUAUGAGGCUGCUACUUUGGAUAGUGGCCUGGAUGAGGUAGAUCCCGACAUAGAGUCACCCGUCCUGUCCGAUCAGUCGCUUCUGCAAGGGUUCAGUCAAUCUUCCAUCUCAGAGACCCCAAAUGGCCAGGAGAACCCACGGCGAUUUCCUUCACGGCAGCAGACCUUGCCCGAAUCCCCCCGUCUUUCAGAGACAGCAUCGGAGGCUCUAUCCCCUCACGGAUCGGUUCAGCUGGCUGAAACCGUCUCCUCUUCAGAAGGACAUGCACGUGAAUGCUCUCCCACCGACCGCUUCAUCGCGCGGGCUGGGACCUAUCACCAGCUUUACUACUCCAAAAAUUCAGCAUUUCCAAUCGAAGACCCGGUGGAAGCAGAGCUGUAUCGGCAUUAUGUGCAGAGUCUGGCACCAUGGCUCGACCUUUGUGACCCACUGAGGUCAUUCGAGACCAUAGUUCCCCAAAACGCAGCAAACUUUCCGCUUCUUCUCAAGGCUAUCUACUCAUUCUCAGCCCGGCACAAGACCCUGACAGGUUACUUUGAUUCGGUCCGGUGCAGCGAGUACUACGACGAAUGCCUAACAGAGCUCAGGGAUGUUCUUGCUGCAUAUGAUGAAUCUGGAGCAGACGAAAAUUUGUUUGCUGCUACGAUUAUCCUGCGGGUCCUUGAAGAAAUUGAUGUUGUGGACAAUGGGACAGAUCAAGAAGCCAAUCUCCUAGGAAUACAUGCGUUUGUAUCAACCGGAUCAUUCUUUGAAAAUCCCAGUCCCCUUAGUAUCGCGUCAUUCUGGGUUGGCCUCCGCCAGGGAAUCUACAAAGCAGUCAUCAACAAACGACCUGUCGGGCUGAGCGUAGACCAUAUUCUAGUCGAACAGUCGCUCGCUCGAACGGAUUGCCACAGCGUUGCGAACAAUGCGGUGGUCCAUUGCACUCGCGUCCUUAACUUUUGUUUCGACAAGGGUGGAGUGUGUAACUUGGAGGAAUGGAAUAAGUUAUGGAAAUCGAAUGAAGACUGGGAGAAUGAGCACGCUUCCUUCCAUACACCCAUAUUCAAGGCACCCGAUGAUGUUCCCUUCCCACAGAUAUGGUAUCAUCAGAGUUGCCAAGUGAUCGGGGUACAGCAUCAUCUCUUAGCCAAGUCGUACUUGAUCCGAUUCAGGCACAAGUUCUCAGCGACUGGUACACGUCACCAGUCUACUCUAGCCAAAAGAAGAGCUGAGGCCGACAUACAAAGAAUCGUUCGGAUGCUCUGUGGCAUUGGUUUAGGAAAUCAAUGGACUCCUCCGGGCAUGUUCACAGCCUGCAUGGCCAUCUCCGCUUGUGAGUUUUUGCAGGUUGUCGUCUGCCGUAUGCUCAAGUCUGACCCAUCAUCCUACAGUCGGCGCUAGUUUCACCCAGCGGAAGGACCAGGAGGCAAUGAUCGACAUACUCCGAAAGACAGAAAAGGAUCAUGCUCGUCCCACCAAGUCGGUGCAAGAAGACAUGAUGAAGGCUUGGGGCUGGUCUGCUUCCACGUGGACUCCGACGCAGGUGCCCCCAUGGCCGGAUACGACGCAGUAUGCGACGAACUUGAACAUGAACGACAGCAUGGGUUAUCAACAGGCUUAAGAGACCUGCGUGUCGUUGUGCUCAAACACAAGACCGUUGGAAAAGAAAACACGGGAUGGAUCUUGAGCGGCUGAAUAGGGCUGAUAUAUCAGCCCACGUGCUUGCUCAGAUUGCGACCAGUCGAAUGUACAAGCACGUUAUGCUUCGAUCUACAAAUACAUAUGACGACAUCCACCACCGCGAGGAUCAGACGAUGAACCAGAUGAACCACAAGCACGGGCAUGGGUCAGGGUCAGGGUCUAAGGGCAGGGUUAAAGUCAGGGUCAGCAAGGUAUAGCCCAGCAGACAUGGCAGGCAAUCUUGGUCGAGUUCGAACCGCGAAGUAUUCAGCUAGGCGUCUGUGCGCCAAAAGAAAGAACAUUGCCUUUUUCCUACAAUGAGGACAAAUGCCACAUCAACGUACUCGUCGAUGAAUCGGUCAAUGUCGCAUGUCAGCCAUGUUCUGCCACUGUUGCACAAUCGCAUCAAAAUGCAAGGUCAGCAGCGGUUCGUGAAAAGGCUUCUGUGCGACAACGCCCAGUUAAUGUUCACGAUCCACCCUAAACCCCCAGCCCCUCUAUCGAUCGUGAAAGAAGCCAAGAAGGGUCAGGGUUGGUAGGAUGGUUUCCCAAUUGCAAGCAGAUUUGCCAGGCCUGAAAGUCCAGCCAGGGUUAUCAUGCGAGAUCGGGGUUCAUGUGUGCCCUUGUUUGUGAUCUACCAGGACACGCAGGGACAGACGGACAGGCUGCCGACGGAACGGGAGCAAGGGGCAAGCCACAGGGCCAGGUGUUGGUGAUAGGUGUCUGCGAGAGAAGUGCAGUGCAGUGCAGGCCUUGCGAGUCACAAGGGCUUGCAAGCACUCCCGUUCUUGACAUGCUGCUCAAGUUUCACGACAAUGACUCGGUAGUAACCACUUCCGCUUGUUUGUACGCUCUCUUGUCCUGUAUCCUGAUCUUGUCUCAGUUCAACUAGGUCGGUAAGGGGGAAGGAAGCCCUGUCCUCAGGUUCUGCUUUGUCAAAGCUGAUAUGACUUGGUCGCACACUGUCCAUGGCACCCGCGAACUGGUCAUUGUCGAUUCCGAGUCAUCUUCAGAUUGGGAAGAUCCAGCAUGAGAAGAAUGCAGAUAGCCAUAGAGCUGACAAACCAGUGCGGUAUUGUGCGCUUGUCCUCGGGCAGCCAGCCUUGAUACCGGAAGUUGCUUCCCUCCCGUUACAACCGUUGUGUGUAACACACGAAGGAGUCCAGAUGAUGGUAUGUAAGCCCCAUGGUUCUGGUGUGGUACCUUUCUCGAUAUAACGGGGUGGCACGACACUUGCGAAGUGAACGUCCUACUACACCAGACCCGACCCGGCCCGACAAUAUUCGGGCGCGCUGGCAGGCGGGAUGCAGUAUCUGUGCAAGAAAGCUCUGCUUCCUGCUUAACGGGUAGGACGCACACUACCCUAAGCAGCACUGCACAUCAAGGAUGCCGGUAUGCAGGGAGCAAGCCUCAUCUGCCUGUAUCCCUACCCAAAUUGCCCUUGCUGCCCUUGUUGCUUUUGUCUGGUGGCUGCGAAUCGAUGCAUGUAAAUCGAUGUGAUGCAGACGGGACGGGAACGACAAAGUUCGAUGCCCAUCUCUCGUCGUGCGAAAACCCAAAAAGAACAAGCCAACAGGAUGACAAAUGAUGGAACUUUCCAAAGGCUUUCCGAUUGCGCUGGCGGUGAUGCUGUCGGAAGAAUUGCGCUUGCUUGCAUUGUUUGCGAUACUUUGGUAAC